CCGUAUUCAAUAUGCUGGUAGUCGCAGUUGCUGGAGGUACUGGCGACGUCGGACAGACAAUUGUAGACGAGCUGCUCAGGGUCGUCAAGUUCAAUAUUGUCGUAUUGACCAGGGAGAAUUCUGAGUCGCAGAAAAGGCAAACCCAAGAUGGCACUGUGUCAAUUGCAGUAAAUUACAAUGAUGUCGGUUCUAUCGCUUGUCGGCUUGAGGAGAAUGCCGUCCAUACCAUAAUUUCCACCCUCCCCAUGACCUCGGAAGAGUGCAGUCAAUCGCAGGUCAAUCUCAUUCGCGCAGCGGACAAGUCAACUUGUACUAAGCGAUUCAUUCCUAGUGAAUAUGCCCAUAUCAAUACGCCGGGACUCCUGGAGUUAGAUCCUACAACACAAUGGUGGCUUGACGCCGUCGACCGUCUCAAGCAAUCCAACUUGCAGUAUACUCGCUUCGCAACCGGCUUUUUCAUGGACUAUUGGGGCAUGCCGCAUGCCGAAACUCAUCUCUCACCAUUCACAUUCGGCAUUGACAUGCAAAAUUGCCAAGCUGCAAUCCCCGGAGACGGGAACCAUCAUCUGAGUCUGACUUAUUCAAAAGACUUAGCGAAGUUCGUCGUCCGGACUCUGGACUUGAACGAGUGGUCGGAAUUCAGCAUUGUCGUUGGGGACGAUAUCACGUUCAAUGAAAUGCUGCGCUUAGUAGAAGAGACUCGGGGUCAAAAGUUUCAGGUCACCUACGACAGCGUCGACAGCCUCAACGAAGGAAAGGCCACAAUGCUUCCUAUUCCCGAAGGUGCUCCGUUUUCAGCGGACGAGAUGACAGAGUACAACGCAUUAUUCGGACAGUUUACUAUUCGAGGGAUCUUCCAUGUCCCUAUGGAGAAUCGAUUGAAGUUCCCAGACUUGAAGCCGUCGACGUUUAAGGAAUUUCUGGGUAAAACUUGGGGAGGCCGUUAAUGUGCUUUGUGUAUUGUGUCAGAUAUUGGAAAGUGUACAUAUCAAACUACCAUAGAACGAAUGAUUGGAAACGACAACCAAUCGAUCGAAGGUGCCGAUACGGUGCUAAUUGAACAUAAUAUGCAUGCCAACAGACUCGAGCAUAGGAGAA
Aspergillus ruber CBS 135680 is the source of this 1098-nucleotide messenger RNA. RefSeq lists its product as uncharacterized. Bases 12 to 947 code for a protein of 311 amino acids. The transcript is spliced from 4 exons. The record is from RefSeq and is a predicted model, not a curated record. NCBI's taxonomy places the organism in Eukaryota, Fungi, Ascomycota, Eurotiomycetes, Eurotiales, Aspergillaceae.